Messenger RNA from Monodelphis domestica (gray short-tailed opossum), 943 nucleotides. RefSeq names its product NADH:ubiquinone oxidoreductase subunit B11 (gene NDUFB11). Gene Ontology annotation, cellular component: respiratory chain complex I. Lineage: Eukaryota; Metazoa; Chordata; Mammalia; Didelphimorphia; Didelphidae. The record is from RefSeq and is a predicted model, not a curated record.
GAAUGCCCGAUUGGAAGGAGGCUACAGCUAAAGCCCCCACUAAAGGCAGCCACCCACGCCACUUGCAACCAGCUGGGCAAUCCAGGGCCCGGGAUACUCUGGAGACCUCUGGGUAAUAAUAUAAAUCCGGAGCCCAGCCUUCUCUGUCUCUGAGGCACCAGUUCAUAGACUCAAGCCCGCUAAGUGCGCUCCGCUCAACAAGGGCAAGUCAUUCUCACAGCGAUUAGUAGAAACAGGUCAUUAUUUCUGUUCGACCCCACCUCCCACCACGUGCUAGCUGACGACGUCCAUCAAACACUCGGUCAAAUCCUUUAGCGGUGAGCAAGGACCGUAGGCUCCAGUGAGACGGAAGCACCAGGGUCGCGUACAAGCAGGGCGCCUGCGCAGUGUGCUGUUUCCGGUCUGGCCGCAGCCCGCAGGCUCGGGAGCCAUGGCGGCUGCACUGGCAGUGGGGGGGUUGUUAGGUGUUUGCUCUCGGAGGUUGCUCGGGGCAGCCCGGAGGGUUCCGGUCGCCAAUGCGCUUCGCUGGCGCUCCGCCACGACCGGAGCUGUGGUUACCCCGCCUGAGGUGAAGAAGCGGCCCAAGGCACCGGAGGUCGCUUGGCAAGAAGACCCCGAACACGAAGAUGUCAACCUUUACGAGAAGAAUCCAGAUGCCCACGGUUUUGAUGAUGACCCUUUCAUAGACCUUUGGAACAUGAGAAUAGUGUUCUUCUUGGGAGUCUCUGUCGCCAUUGUCCUAGGCUCUACCUUUGUGGCAUAUCUCCCUGACCACAAGAUGAAGGAAUGGGCCCGGAGGGAGGCAGAGAUAUUGGUGAAGAUAAGGGAGACCCAAGGUCUUCCUCUUAUGGAGUCCAACUAUUUUGACCCCAAGAAGAUUAUUUUGCCUGAUGAUGAUGAGUAAACCCCAGCUAUUAAUAAAGUGAUUAAAAUUCUGCUAGUA